Molecule: messenger RNA, 1089 nt
Organism: Sordaria macrospora k-hell
Lineage: Eukaryota; Fungi; Ascomycota; Sordariomycetes; Sordariales; Sordariaceae
Source: RefSeq, a predicted model, not a curated record
AUGGCCACAACCUUUCACCUCUUCCCCUACCUCCCAUGGGAACUCCCACCUUCAGCUUCACUUUCAGCUUCAGCCUCACCACCUGGAUUAGAAAGCACAUUACCAGCAAAACCAAAACUCACCGUGACCCGGUUCCCCAGCCUGCUAGACUACCAACUCCAAACCUACCGGCCAUUCAAGGAACAAGUAGAACGAUACCUCAAAGACCAACGGCUUGCUGCCGAGCACGAAGCAGAAAGGAUCAGGAUCAAGAUCCUAGAAGAGGAAGAACGAAGAAAGGGUGAGGAAAUGGUACGGCUAAUGGAAGAGGAGACGGUUCGAGGGAUGGAGGAGACGUGCAGACGAUUGGAGGAGAGUAUGACCGCUGAGUUUAGGAACAUGCAAUCUGAUUUUGGGUCUGGAUCAGGCUUAGGGGGGAUGAUGGGCCCUAUCAUUCCUGGCUUCGAUACCAGGGCCAGGACACAACAAGCGAUGACGGCCAUAGAAGGACAGAUGGAAGCCAUGAGACAUGCGAUAGGAGGAGGGCCGGAGGAUAUCAGGGCUAGAAUUAGGGUGGAUAUUGAAGCUAGCAGGCGACCACCGAGUGAGGGAAUUGACGGGCUGCUGAGAGAAUUCGGGAUUGAUGUUGAGGGGCAGGUGCGAGCGAUGGAGGAGAACCAGGAGAGGAUGAUGAGAGAGGCGGAAGCGAGAACGGCUGCGUUGCAGACGGAAAUGGAGGGAGCGAGGAGGGGGAGGAUAGAGGGCAUGGUAGAAUUAUUGAGGGAAGAGACGCAGAGAAGGAGGGAGGCUGAUGCGAUGUUGGAAGAGGAGGCAGCGAGAUUAAGGGAAGCGCAGGCGAGGAUGGCUGCGAUGGGAGAAGGGGGUGGUUUGGAAGGAAUCGGACCUAUGGGAAUGAACAGUGGGCCGGGAAUGAGAGCAGACAGGUUUGACAUGGGAGCAUGCAUGGGGGAAAUGGGAGCGAGCUCAACGACAGGGACGGUAGGAUGGCAAAGUGGUCCAGCAAUGACAGGAGUGGGUAGACUGGGAGGAACAGGAUCUUGGGGAUUGGGGAGUGCGAGACGAGCCAGCGAUGGGGGCAAACAGAUUUGA